AUGCCCCCACAACGCCGCGACCCAAGCGCGAAUGCGGAAGACAACACCACAGCCGCCAAGAGCCAGCUAGGUAGCCGCAGGCUGCAAGGACUACACCCGGACGAUGUAUUUUUUCCUGAGACGACCAAGAAGUUCGUCACCAAGUCAACCACCAUGGUAACCCCAGCGUCCCCCAUCGUGCUGCAACAGCCCAGGGAGCCACCGACAUUCCUUGGAUCACAAUUUGAAGACGCUGAUAACUGGCUGGAAAUAUAUAAAAGGCUCUCUGCAUUCAACAAGUGGAACUAUGACGACAAUCUACGGCAUGUGCACUUUGCCUUAGAACACGCCGCCAGGACAUGGUUUGAGAACUGCGAAUCAACCCUGACUACAUGGAAACGGUUCCGCGAAGGGGGUUCCACGACGGCGCUUCGUAGCUUCCAGCCUGCGGCGACCAGCUGUUUCGAUCCCGAGGCCAUGACUGAGCUGCACGCUGACGCUAGAGGUGUGGGUGUUGGCGCCGUCCUCGUUCAACUUCAUCAUGGAUGCCAGUACGUACGCAAGCCGGACACUGACGAGAGCGGAGCGAAAUUACUUCAUCACCGCAUUGGAAUGCCUGGCAGUCCUCUUCGGCAUCCAGAAUUUUCGGGCAUACCUGUACGGUCGUCAUUUCAAGAUAGGGACGGAUGAUCAUCCCCUUUGCUGGCUUGUUGAACUGCGGGAUGCUUCUGGACGGCUGGAAAUUUGGGCGUUACGUCUUCAAAAAUACAAUU
Molecule: messenger RNA, 752 nt
Organism: Dermacentor andersoni
Lineage: Eukaryota; Metazoa; Arthropoda; Arachnida; Ixodida; Ixodidae
Source: RefSeq, a predicted model, not a curated record